CCGCAGGUAAAAACGUGACGUAGGUAAUGGGUCACUUCAGAAGAACUGGGAGAGAAGAAAGGAAAGAAACACUCAUGUUUUUCUUUUUCUUGAAUAAACAUUACUAAUAUAACAUCUGGGUUGUCCUAAUUGGAAUAAUGUGUAGAUUUGAUAAAAAGAAAGGCCCUCGUCAGCUGAUGAGAAAAGGCAUCAUAUUAAUAUUUGUGGGGCAUAUAAACUUUAUUCUAGCAGCAAUUGUCCAUGGUAGUGUGCUUCGUCAUGUAUCGAAACCCAGUGACAAGAUCACAACGGAAUACACCACCGCUAACAUCAUUUCUGUGGUGUCAGGAUUGCUGAGUAUAACAACAGGCAUUGUUGCUAUUCUUGUGUCCCGAAAUCUCACAAAUUCAAAAAUGCACGUAUGUCUGGUCGUAUCAUCAUUUCUGAACGCGCUGCUGUCUGCUGCAUGCUGUGUUGGGCUGCUCCUGGCCAUCUCCCUGACCAUAUCCGGUGGAGGGAAGAACCUGAUGUUGGGCUGCAACAUGACUGUGCUCCCUGUGAAUGUGAAGUCCUCUGCCUUCAAUGACUGUCCCUUCGACAGCACACGCAUAUAUGACACAACACUGGCACUAUGGUUUCCCUGCAUGCUGAUGGCUGCAGUGGAGGCAGGCCUCUCUGUAUGGUGCUUUGUAGUGGGUCUGACCCUUCUUGGCAAGAGCCCCUGUAACCAGAGCUACCUCAGAGAGCAGCUAGAGGCAGCAGCUCUGGCUAGCCGAGAAGGAGAAUGCCCAGACUGCAGUCCACUGGCACACCAGCUCAUUGCACAUGGCGAUGGCUAUGCUUAAAGGGGAACGAUGGUUCUUUGUGGAGUAAAAACUGAGGAACAAACAUGAGAAAUCUGAUGUGCUCACAUUCAAUAACGGACUACAGUGGCAACAGCAGUGAUUACUUUAUUUCUAAGUUCUUGUUCCUCAGGAGGAUUGCCUUUUAAAGAUACUUGAAACCAUAAUUUGAUUUAUCUUUUUGAAAUGUGAUUUUUUUUAUUUUUAUUUUGUACACAAAAUUUCUUUUCUCAGCCUUUGUGCCAGCAUGAAGGAAAUGUAUCUGCAACUUUCAAAUUGGGUGCUGCUGGAUCAUCUGGCUUUUUACAUCCUAUAACUCUGCAAGGGAGCAGUACAACUGGAGGGCUAAGGUGUCAAUGGUGGGACUUGAGGCAUACGUAAUUGAUAACACUGCAAGCUUACAGGGACAUGGCCAGACACAGGGGUUAAUGCUGCUUGGUGGGCUGAGCAAAUCCUGGCCAACUACAGAACCAAGUCUUGCUGGUGCCUAACUAAUCAUCACCCAUUAGGAAUUUCCAAUCACGAUCUUAGCUGAACAAGUGAUUUCUAAAAGAAUGCCAAGUAAAAGCCCUUAAGAACUAGAACUAGAGCUUCACAAUUGUUUUAAAUAUUACUUACAAUGAUGAAUCAAACUGGAAAGAAAACAUUUCAAUUUUUGAUUUUGCACAUUCUCCUUCCUCCGAGGAUUCUCCGAGGAGGUUAUAUGAAAAACACUCCAGGAUUUCAAGUGAGUGUCCUGUGUUAGCUCGUUUUAAUAAAUUAUCUCUCUUCUAUCCAACUUUGGAUUAUUUUUUCUUUGCUUUAUGGAAGUAAGAAAUGUUAGUGAAAUAUCUUAGAUAAGCACACAAUCUCUUGCAUUCCUUUUUUUUGUGAUCAUUGUCCAGUCACAGAAUGCUUUGUCAUGGAAGCUUUUUAAAACUACCUGUGUGAUCUCAGAUCUUCGUCACUACAAAGGGUUUGUACCUCAGAAAAAAAGUUAUCUUCCCAUGGUUUUCAUAGUUCACUUUGGUUGUGCCUUAAGAUUAAUCUUUCUUAAUUAAUGUAACAUGAGAUGAUGAGACAAAAUUUUUUUUGUUUCUGAUCAGUAAGUCUGCUAUUGUAACUCUGAGGCAUCUUCAAAAACAUCAAACGGAGCUGAAAGAUCUUGUAAAACUUCUAAAACUACUGCAGAAUGUUGUCAAAUUUCUGUAGGACAUAGAAACUGAAAGUCAAAAUACUUGCCUAAUUUAUAUUUGAGAAGCACGUUUUACAUCAUAUAUUUAAUGCACUGAGACUGUAGUACCAGAUAUGAAGCAUGUUGAGUAAUUCCUGCUCCUUUAAUGCCAGUGUUGCCUUUUGGAAAUGUACAUCUGUUUAGCUUUAGGUUCUAUUUGUUUAUAAAUGGCGUAAUUUCUUUUUUAUUCAGAACUUAUUCAUUUUCAUUGAGGUAGCAGUGAUUGUUUAACACUGAAUUUAGGAAUUUAGUCCAGAAAUUGAGAAAAUAUAACAUUUUGUGUAUUUUUAUCAUUUAUCAAAAUAAGAAGUGGUAUUUCAUGCAGGUAACUUUAAACAUUUCUUAUUUACAUUCACAUUUCUUAUUAUGCAAGUUCUUGAUGAUUAUACUUAAAGAAUAUAUCUUCAAUAUUACUGGAACGCUUUUAAAAAUGUCUAACAAUGCUUCACAGUUUGUUCUGCAUUAUUGACCUAAAUUUAAAUUGAUUUUUUUAAGUUGUUAAUCAUAAUUGAGUUUGUAAUACUGUGUAUUAAAAAAAUAAAAUUCACUAUUGUAUUUUUCCACAGCCUUUUGUCACUGUAGUAGUAUACUGUACAACAUCACAAACUUUUGGAUAAAUAAAUCUUCAGUAAACCCAUGUUUUAAUAAAGAAACAGUUUAGAAUGUUUAGAACCAAUUGUCAUGGUUAUUUUACAACAGUGCAUUAUUUCGUAGCUUUUAAUUUUACUUAACAUGCCAACAGUGUACAAGAAUAUUGGAUAAACACUGUUCAUAGGCCACAGCUGUUGCAUAAUCAGGAAUAUGUGAUUAGUUCUCAUAGAUAACAUUUUUCAACAUUGUUCCUCAACCUCACAAUACUGUGCAGUUGUUAGCAUUGCUCCUAAUUAAUAUCUAGCAUUCCUCACAGUGUUGAAAAUAAGGGUUCAUUUCUUGGCCUGUGUGCUAUCUGUGGGAUUUGUAAGUUCUCCCUGUGUACUCAUGGGUUUUCACAUGGCGCUCCAGUUUUCUUCUACAGUCCAAAGAUGUACUUUGUAUUUUGGCUGAAGACCUGAAAACAUUCAUUGUAAAAAAAUUUGCAGU
This is a messenger RNA of Lepisosteus oculatus (spotted gar), 3114 nucleotides long. RefSeq names its product keratinocyte associated protein 3 (gene krtcap3). Lineage: Eukaryota; Metazoa; Chordata; Actinopteri; Semionotiformes; Lepisosteidae. The record is from RefSeq and is a predicted model, not a curated record.